AUGAGUGAGAAAGAAUUUGAAGACUGGUGCAACUCAACUUGUAGUAGUAUUUUGUCUUUAAAUCUUUCAAAGGAUGAUGAAAACCUCAUUGAUAAGUAUGUUUCACAACUUAUUUCCGGAGAUUCUCUUGCAGAUCCUUAUAAAAAUGAAACAAAUUGGUUUUUGGAUGAUUUUUGUGCUAAAACUGUAACAUCAAUAUUAAACAAAACAGUACCAAAAGAGAGUUCUGCUAGUUUGAACUCAAUUCUCCAAAAAUUUAUCCCACUUUUUACAAAAUACAUCAUAAAUGCUCAAUCAAAGUUCAUCUCAGCAAUGAAAGACGUAUUCCUAAAUGCUCAAUGUCCGUUUUAUUCAUUGCAAAAUUCAUUUGGAUUCUUUUCAAAUUCGCUUAUCAAAGAAAACAUCUCACAGUUAUCGUCUACUGACAUAAUUCCGCAAAUACUAACAUUGUACAAGACUCCUAAUGCCUUAACUCCCAAAAGUAUGUACUGGACACUGAAAUUACUCAAAACUUUCAAUAAAAAAUUAUAUAAAUCAGUUUUGCCUGAAAUAGCUGAUCGUACAAACACACUUUACAUAUCAUUCUUGCAAUCAAAAGACCAAGAAAUCAAUAGAGAAAUAGAUACAUCUCAACACGCUUUUAUCCUCAAAUUUAUUACAAAACAUAUGGUAGAUUACAAUUCCAAAGCAGCAAACUUUAGUGAUCUGCUGUUUUUAGCCUCCACAAGACAAGUUUUUUGCGAUUCCAUCAAAAAAUCUUUUGAUACAUUAGUAAGCAUGAAAAAAGAAAUAAAACUGAAUGAAGACAAACUAAAACUGCUCUUAGAAUCAGAUUUUCUUGACUUGGUUUUGACAAAAGAUAUUCAUCAACAAAUUAUUGCUCCUUUGUACGAAGUUUUGCUGGUUCUCUUCCAAACUAAAAAACUGGACCACGAAUAUUUGAUAAAACUAUGGAAUAAAUUCGUAAAAAAUCCUCCAGCGGAAAUUGACACAAAUCUCAAAGAAUUCCAACGAUUCUUCAACAAUCUUGAGUCAACAACAAGGGAUCAGUUCUGGGUUUACCUCCAAACCACGAAAACCUUCUCAGAUUUUUCUUAUAAAUUUAUUCAAGACAAUUAUCACUUUUUAACCGACGAAUGCCGAGGAAAUCUUGUUAAAAACCUGUUGACCAUAUUCGAUUGCAAUAAUAAAGAGCAAGUUCUCUUAUUAUCGAAAUUAAUUCCAAAUAACCAAGAAACAUGCGACAAUACAUUGAAUCUUUGCUUGGAAAUCCUCAAGGAGAAGCGGAAUAUCAGGGAAGUAAUGCUUAUCUACCAAAGUUCAAUAAGAUACGCCAAUCCCCAGAAAGUUAUGGAGUCUUUCAUUCCUUUGUUGAACUCUGUCGAACUCUUGGACAAACUUUGUCCAGAAGCCAUAAAUUGUUUGAAAAAUGUCCUCAUAAAAUUCGAAAAUAUUACAAAUGAAGAGUUCAAAGCGUUCAAAAGCUUCACUCUUAAUAUGCUACAAAAGGACCCUGAGUCGAUAUUGGAAUUAUAUCAAAAAUUGGCCGAAAAAACUGAACUUGAUAUGAUGAAUGACGAAAUGCUUCAUUCUUUGAUUAGAUACGCAUGCAAACUAACACCUGUAUGCCCAAAACUCAUUAUUCUCAUAUUCCAAUUGCUGAAUUAUGACGUAAUUAAGGAUAAAGGUCCAAUUGAACAAAUUAAGGACGUAAAUUACAUAAUUCGGACAGCUAUCAACGAGGAAAAUUCGGAAUUAUUAGAUACAGCUGCUAAACUGUACCAAAAUGACAUAAAUAAGUUCGUAGCUUUGACAAAAGAUUAUUUAGAAUCAAAUGUUGUUCUCCAAGCAUAUUUAGGCUUCAUAAAGAAGAUAGAAUUGAAACAUGAUGAUGAAGUAUACAAAAUUACUCGAAAUAAACACGACAGUCCUCUAAAAAUGUCAAUUAUCGAAAUUAAAGGUACAGAUCUUGGAAAAAUCAAAGUUCCGAUGUCGAUAACUUAUGAAGCACUCAGAGAAAAGAUCGGAUACAAACUAAACCAAGAAAAAGAAUCUUUACAAAUAUUUUUGGAAAAUAAUGUCGAAAUGACAGCCCAAAACAUGAAAUUACAGGAACAAAUGACAGUAACAAUCAACAAUGGAUCAUUUCCAAAGGAUUUUCGAAUGGAAAAUUACUCAAAUUUUCCAUCUCCAAUUUUAUUACAAUAUAGAGAAGCAAUUUGGCAUCUAAUGAUCAAGAAAAAUAAUGAAACAGCAUUUUAUAUACUUUAUUACCUUCCAACUCUUAAAGAAAUCGAAGAUAAAUUAUUAGAAACAGAAUCUGAUGCAUGGGACAAAGUUUUAACAACAAGACAUCCAUUUUCAUUGCUAUAUAAAGUCAAUGCGCUUGGUAAUUUGUUGGAUAAUAAUACAGAAUUUACAAAUAAAUUUAUUAAUGGUAAUGGAGUUAUAAGAAUCUUAGAAAUAGCAACAGAUGAUAUAGAUAAGCUAUUCACUAAGCGAGAAUUCCAGGAAAUGGUCAUAGAUAUCGCAUAUUUAAGUGUUCAAAAAUUAAAUGACGGAAAAAUCCUUAAGAAAUCAAAAAUUAUUGAUAAAAUCACAAAAAUUGUUCAGGAUCUAAUAGAAAACCCCGAGCAAAAGAAGCAAUCAGACCAUUUUAUCCCAUUAUUCAUCGCAAUUUUGCAGAAAUUACCAGAUCUAGUUAAAACAUCAGAAGAAAUCAAAUCUUUGUUACCGAAAUUAAUGUUCUAUGGCAGCGAAUCAGUCAGAACGACCUUCCAAGAAUUAUUUAAAUUAUUUGACCCAUCAGUUGUUGAAAAAACUAUUUUAGAUCUACUUCCUACAGCUAAGAAAGAAAAGUCCACUUAUUAUUUCAAGCUUUUAUCCACUUUUGUAGAAAAUACCAAAAAUGAUUACAUUUAUGACGAAAUGAAACAGAUUGUGAAGGAAAUAUAUCAGUCAGACUUGUUCAUAGAUUAUGCUAAGAUGCCUCCGAAACCUUACAUUGCUUCAGUUUUCUCAGUUUUGUCAAAAAUCAUCACAAAAUUCGAUGAAAGUCUUUAUAACUUGAUUGUUGAUACAAUACUCUGCACGAAAUACAAGUAUUACUCACCAAUUAAGGAAAUUUUAGUCACAUUAAAUGAGAUGAUCCAAUAUAAUCAGACAAUUCUCACAACAUUGCUUCCUACACUCAAUUUUCAGCUUUCUCAGAUCCAAGAUGAGAAGAGAUUGCGAAAUUAUUGUGCACAAUACGCUCAUGAUGAACUAGAUGAUCUAAUUCCAGAAGAUGUAAGGGUACACGCAGGUUUAACUAAUAUGGGAUGCACAUGCUACUUGAAUUCAACACUCCAGCAGCUGUACAACGUUCAAGAAUUCAGAGAUUUAUUAAUUAAAUCUUCUCCUGAGAAGAAAUGGCUACAGAAACUGAAAGAAGUAUUCACACAACUCGAAACAAGUCGAUCUGCAGUCAAUCCAUCCGCUUUCGUUAAGUCCUGGCUGUGGUAUGGAGAACAUGUGAAUCCAUAUCAGCAGCAAGAUGCUGUAGAAUUCUUGCAAGCAUUGUUAGAUGACAUAAACAAUGAAAUUCCUGGUGCUAUAAACCCAUUCAAAGGCGAAAUGAAAGCAAUUAUUGAAGGAGUCGACGUAGAUUACCAUUUCGAAAGGAAUGAAGAGUUAAUUACAUUCCCUGUCGAAGUAUCUAACAAUGAUACCCUUGAAAGUUCCUUCAAAAGCUUCAAGAACCCAAUUUUAUUCGAUGGAGACAAUAAAUACACCGAUGAAAAGUUGGGAAAAAUUUCCGCAAAAAUGUUUCAUAAGAUUACAAAACCGCCAACGGUAUUAGUUAUCCAAUUGAUGAGAUUUACGUAUAAUAUGAGUACAAAUCAAAGAUUAAAGGUAAAUUCCAAGUAUUUGUUCCCAGAAAAAUUAGAUCUUUCAGAUUUAAUGUCGGACCAGUCGGAACAUGUUAUAUAUGACCUAACAGGAGUACUCGUACACAUUGGAAGUGCAAAUGGAGGUCAUUAUUACUCAUACGUAAAUAAUAGAGAUAAUUGGAUUUGUUACAACGAUUCAAGAGUUUCCAGAUCAAAUAUGAGCUCUGUUAUGAAGUCUACAGGUGGUGGAAAGAACUCAGAAUCAGCAUAUCUCAUAUUUUAUACAAAAUCUACUUCAGAAGUCAAAGAAGAACCUAAAGAAGAAAUCGUUCCUAUCAAAGAAGAGAAAGUUGAACAGAAUUUCGUUUACGACGAAGAAAUUGAGUCGAAUUUAAUCAAAGAUUUGAACGAUUUCAUCUUAAAGAUGUCAGAUUACACAGAUAAUCCAAUUGUUGGCCUCACAUUCUUGUUUAACGAGCAAAUUAAGGUUGAUCAGGAGAAAAUUAAACAAAAGAUCGUUUCAAAGACGAAAGAAGACCCAUAUUUCAUAUACAACAAGGAUGUAAUGAAGCUUGGCAUCACUUCCUCACGAAACCAGGACUUUUUCUUCAAUUUAGUCAGUGAAUCCAUCAAAAAUACCAAGAAUUACGAAAUUUUCAUUGACUUCCUCUGCCAAAACUUCCCAGACAUCAUCAAGAAAGACCAGCAGACCUUCAAAACAAUCGUAAAACCAAUCCAAAUAGUUGUAGACGUUGGCGCAAAAAGUGACAGCUUAUUUAAAGUGGUCACUUCAUUUUUGGACAGUUGUCAGUCACAAAUCGACAGAACAAAGAUCGGAUUAGUAUUACCAUGUAACGAUCUUUUUGACAGCCUCAGAAAAGUUGUUGAAGAAAAAGUAACAAAAGAAAAAGACCAAGGGACAAUUGACCUGAUCAAGAAGAUCAUUAUACACAAAGCCAUCCAAAGAAUCGAAGGAGCAAACGACCAAGUCUGCCAGUUGAAGUGUUUGAUCAUGACUGAUGACAAUAUCCAGGAAUUAAAGAAUAACCUUAAAUCAAGUGACGAUAAUUUAAGGUUAGACAGUUUUGUCACAUUAUGUCAAACCAAACAUUUCACAGAAGCCUCUGACAUCAAGAAAUUAUCAAGUUCGUCAAUGAUAAGCCAUCUUUGUCAGAAUUUGCCAAAAUAUUGUUCCUCAUCGAUGCAGCCGUUUUUCGCGGAGUCAAAAUGGUGGAUUAUGGAGUGGCUGAUGUCCACACUCUCUGAAGUACGUCUUGGAAUCAAAAGAGCACUGUUGAAGAGCUUUCCAACAGCUAAAAACCUCUCGGAAGAUGAUUUCGACGUAGUAAUGUCUGAUUCUGAUAAACAAAACCUCAAAAAAGUGUCAGAAAAUUUGUUUUCAGAAUUUGAAAACGUCGGAAAAUUCAUCUACAGAGAGUCUAAUGAUAAUUAUUUCUCUUUCACAACUCCAAGUAUCUUCAAACCCUAUUUGGAGGUUUUGGCAUGGUCUGUCGUCAGAUCUGACAACCAACAAAUGAUUUAUAAUGAAUACGAACAAAUUUUCUAUGUCGUGAAGAAGUUUUCGAAUGUUUCUAUAUCGAAACAAACUCUGAUUUCGGAUAUUUUGUCAUUUUUGAUUCGUUGUUUGACGAAAGAAGAUUUCGCAAAGUUCUUUUCCGACCAAACAAAGUUUAUCAAGUUCUUUGACGUGCUCUCGAAAGGUUUAGGUGGUUCAAAGGACGGCUUAAGAAAAAUUCCAGAGUUUGUAGUCAAAAGUGAAGUGUCAGAAUACUUUACUUCACUUUUCACUUCAAAGAUCAUAGAGAACAUGAUUUUGUGUCUCAGACCAGAAUUUUCUUUUUCAUCGGAAUAUUUCGAUUUGCUCAUAAAAUAUUUGCCAAAAAGUGACAAAAAAGUACUGAAAAAUUUGGCAAAUAUGAUGAAUGACACAGUUAACAUAUUGUCCUUUGCAAAUCCAGGAGAACCAUUGUUAGCGAAACUCUCUGUUUUCGUGGUUGACUGCGAUCCUUCUCUUGCGAAAAUUUACAUAAAAUCGAAAUUGAUGCCGAAAAUUUUGCAUCGCGUAGAAAAAGCUUAUGAUUGUGAUUUCAUUUUAUUGGCCGCUGUGUUGAGAAGUGUAAGAAAUACUGAUCUGAAAUUCACAGAAGAAGUUUUCAAGGCGAUAAACAAAAUUAAAUUCAAUUUCGAAAUUGAAAGUCACUGGAUUUUGGUCACUUCACUUUUAUCUGUCAAUGACAAUUUCUGUGAUUUUUCACUCAAUUUAAUUCCAGAAAAAUUUGUUAAUGACAGUUUGCAGAAAGUAAAAAUUGAUUACAUAAGAAACGCAAUUACUUUCUGUAGAGGAAAAUCGAAUUUGAUGAAUAUUUUGAUCCAAAAAAUUUCUAAGUCACUUUCCACUUCAUCUGGCCAAUUAAUUUGUGAAUGGUGUAAUGUUGUUGUCUUGUUAUUGACAAAGGAUACUCCUGAACUUUGCGAAAUACUGAUACAGAACAUGAAAAAUUCUGACAUCGAAUGUUUCGGAACUUCGACAAAAAUUUAUUUGUCAAAAUGUCAGAAUUUUGGAUUUUCCAUCGAACCACCUUUACUAAGAGUUUACGAACUGAUUGCUACGAUUACAGAGAAUGAAAGAGCGACGAAUAUCAAGAGAUUACUUGAAUUUUCUCUUGAAUUCAGUCUUAUCAAAGAAAAACUGAAAAAUAUCGAUGAAAACAAGGUAGAAACAAUGAGAAAGAUUUGCAAGACAUCUCUAACUGAUGAAAGAGAAAGUGUUUAUGCUGUUGACGCAUUGAAUCUUAUUGAUAUCAUUUUCGGAAAGAAACAAUAG
Messenger RNA from Trichomonas vaginalis G3, 6717 nucleotides. Its product is annotated as ubiquitinyl hydrolase protein. Bases 1 to 6717 code for a protein of 2238 amino acids. Gene Ontology annotation, biological process: protein deubiquitination; regulation of protein stability. The record is from RefSeq and is a predicted model, not a curated record. The transcript has a single exon. Lineage: Eukaryota; Parabasalia; Trichomonadida; Trichomonadidae. Gene Ontology annotation, molecular function: cysteine-type endopeptidase activity; cysteine-type deubiquitinase activity. Gene Ontology annotation, cellular component: nucleus; cytosol.